This is a messenger RNA of Spea bombifrons (plains spadefoot toad), 672 nucleotides long. It is a transcript of the gene MRPS16, whose product is annotated as mitochondrial ribosomal protein S16. NCBI's taxonomy places the organism in Eukaryota, Metazoa, Chordata, Amphibia, Anura, Pelobatidae. Gene Ontology annotation, molecular function: structural constituent of ribosome. The record is from RefSeq and is a predicted model, not a curated record. Gene Ontology annotation, biological process: mitochondrial translation. Bases 161 to 565 code for a protein of 134 amino acids. Gene Ontology annotation, cellular component: ribosome; mitochondrial small ribosomal subunit. The transcript has 4 exons.
CUACUUCCGGGUUAGCAGUGGGUUGCUUCCUUCCUGCUCAUGGCUGCGGUGUGCUGAUAGGUGUCUAUCCCAGGGUGAAGGACAGGGCAAUGACCGCUUCGGUUCCCCCGGUGUGACGGUUACAGGGCGGACGAGCUGGUACAGACAGUAUUCUCCCAUCAUGGUGCAUUUAACAUCUCUGCUUUUGAAGCGGUACCAUGGAGGUCACGUAGUAAUCAGACUGGCACUCGGUGGUUGUGCAAAUAGACCAUUCUACCGCAUUGUUGCUGCCCACAAUAAGAGGGCGCGAGAUGGCAAAUAUUUAGAACAACUCGGCACUUAUGAUCCAAUGCCCAACGUCUACAACGAAAAGCUUGUAAGCUUGAAUAUGGAGCAAAUUAAAUAUUGGAUUGGCUCUGGAGCGCAUACCACAAAACCAGUGGCAAAGUUGCUAGGUCUUGCUGGCUUUUUCCCUUUGCAUCCAAUGACCAUAACAAAUGCUGAGAGAUUAAGACAGGAGAGAGCCCAAAUGCCUGUUUCUACAGAGCAGCCUGUGAGCGAGUCUAGUGAAGAACAAUUGGCUUGAGCCACCAAAAAUGUACUUGUGUACCAAGGACUCUUUACUUUUACACUUAUUGUGGGGUCAUUCUGAGGAAUGGAUAUGUUCUAUAAAAUAAAGAAAUAUUAUUUGCA